CAAUAGGAGCUGGGGAAUCGGCAGGAUCCCUGCCUGCCCCGAUAGGCGGCGUUCCCCUCCUAGCCAGGCGGGGGAAGAAGGCCACGGUUAUCGAUCCUGCUGCUGGUAGAGGGAGGAGGAAGCGACACCAGAGAAAAUGGCGGCCGUGGCUGCGACUGCGGCGGUGCCGGGUGAUGGGGGAACUGGCGAGGUCGAGCCCAUGCCAGGCAGCGAAGCCGGCGCAGACGCGCUACCCGCCGGCACGCAAGCUGCCGUGGAGUCGGCGGUGCUCGACGCUGCCAGGGAGGAUCCCGAGCCAGCGCCGGGCGGUGAGGCUCAGCAGCCGCCGCCGCCGCCGCCCAAGAGCCCAGCGGGGACCCGAGACCUGCCGCAGGCCCAGCCCAACCCGGGCCCCUUGGGAGAGCCUCUUCAGCCUCGCUCGCUGACGGCCACGCUCUCCGGCCCUUCUGAAGAGGAAAAGUCAGGCGACCAGCCCCCGCAGCCGGGCUCGCCGCUGGUACCUCCGCUGGUGCUUGCAGCUGGGGGCCCCGCGGGGCCGGAGCCCGGGGAGGAGCCGCCCCGGCCGGAGGAGGAGGAGCCGGAUGCUGCUGCUGUCGCCGCCGCAAGUACCACGGCAAGCCUUGCAAAGCAACCGGAGCUUUCGGUGGCUGCCGGUGCAGCGGGGGAGGAAGAAGAGGAGGCGCUGCUAUUGCCGGGCUCAGAGGUGCUGGUCACCCUGGACCACAUCAUCGAGGAUGCGCUCGUGGUAUCGUUCCGGUUCGGGGAGAAGCUCUUCUCCGGGGUCCUCAUGGAUCUCUCCAAAAGGUUUGGACCUCAUGGAAUUCCUGUGACUAUAUUUCCCAAACGGGAAUACAAGGAUAAACCUGAAACCAUGCAGCUCCAAAGUAAAUCAUUCCAAGAUGAGAUGCAAGUGAAAUGUGAAGCUAACGGUGUUGUCCCAGACUCUUCUCCCAUCCAGCCAUCAGAACAUAGUCUGGUUAAAAGCCUAUGGACUUCCAAACCGCCUCCCCUUUUCCAUGUGGGGGCACCAUAUCCCCCUCCUUUGUUUAUCAGGGACACGUAUAACCAAUCAAUACCUCAACCUCCACCUCGAAAAAUUAAGCGGCCCAAGCGAAAAUUGUACAGGGAGGAACCCACUUCUAUUAUGAAUGCUAUCAAAUUACGACCCAGACAUGUCUUAUGUGACAAAUGUAAGAACAGUAUUGUUGCAGAAAAGAAAGAAAUUAAGAAGGGCAGCAAUGCAAGUGACUCCUCAAGGUGUGAGGAUACUAGGAAACGAAGAAAUGAGAGCGUAACUACUGUGAAUAAAAAAAUUAAAACUGAUCAUAAAGUUGAUGGGAAAAGUCAGAAUGAAAGCCAGAAAAAGAAUUCUGUGGUCAAAGUUGCAAAUAUUGUCCACAGCAGAAGUAGAGUAGUCAAAGUUCCCACUCAAGCAAAUACAUCGAAAACCCAAUUAAAUACUAAAAAAGUUCUUCAGAGCAAAAACAUGGAUCAUGCAAAAGCUAGGGAAGUUUUGAAAAUAGCCAAAGAAAAGGCACAAAAGAAACAGAGUGCAACUUCAACUUCCAAAAAUGCGCAUUCAAAGGUCCACUUCACAAGGCGUCUUCAGAACACCAGCUCAGGUUCCCUGCCUCCCCGGUUGCGUCUGAAGCCACAAAGGUACCGAAAUGAAGAAAAUGACUCCUCUCUCAAGACAGGGCUGGAGAAAUUGCAGAGUGGCAAGAUGGCAGCUAAGUCCCAAUCUCGCUGCUCGUCUACCCGCUCAGCAGGUGAGGCCCCUUCAGAAAAUCAGAGCCCCUCAAAAGGUCCUGAAGAGGCCAACAGUGAGGUUCAGGACACCAAUGAAGUGCAUGUACCUGUUGAUCAGGAUGAACAGCAGACCAUGGGCAAGAGAGGCAGCAAAAGCAAUAUUACAGUUUACAUGACCCUUGAUAAAACGAAAUCUGACUCUUCCAGUGCAUCAGUCUGUAGUAGUGAUAGCACAGAUGACUUGAAGUCCUCCAAUUCUGAGUGUAGCACUACUGAAAGCUUUGAUUUUCCUCCAGGCAGCAUGCAUGCACCUUCUUCCUCUUCCUCCUCCUCUUUAAAGGAAGAGAAAAAGCUCAGUAAUUCUUUGAAAAUGAAAGUCUUUUCAAAAAAUGUCUCUAAAUGUGUCACACCAGAUAGCAGGACCAUAUGUGUAGGAGACAUUGUUUGGGCCAAGAUAUAUGGAUUCCCAUGGUGGCCAGCCCGUAUUCUUACUAUAACUGUGAGCCGAAAAGAUAAUGGCCUAUUAGUCCGACAGGAAGCUCGUAUUUCGUGGUUUGGGUCCCCAACAACAUCUUUUCUUGCUCUUUCACAGCUCUCCCCUUUUUUAGAAAACUUUCAGUCGCGAUUUAAUAAGAAGAGAAAAGGUCUUUACCGCAAGGCCAUUACAGAAGCAGCCAAUGCUGCUAAGCAGCUAACUCCUGAAGUUCGGGCCCUGCUGACACAGUUUGAAACAUGAACAAAGUAAGGUAGGCAAGAAAUGGGGAGGCACCACGAAAUGUCUAACCUAGUCAACUAUUUUGAAGGAGUUGGGCCAAUUAGAUUUUUAAAAAUGCACUCAGUUGGCUGCUUUUUAUACUGAAAUUUCCAUUUGUAGCAAUGUCUUGACUGAAAGUUAACCUUUAAAAAAUUGUACAUGCAAUCAGAUUAACCUAAAGCGAGAGCUCAGUAUUUUUCAAGAGAACGCUUUACGUUUCUUUGUAAAAGUUCAGAAGUUCCUUUGCUCACCCCAUGCACAGGAGCCAUAACCUCAGCUGAAGAGCAGUUUAUUUGCAGGGAAUUUUUACUAGUUUCUAUCCACUAUAUAUAAAUUUAUAUAUACCAUUUCAAUGUGGAGAGGGGAAGGGAGGGAAAUCAAUCUAAGUGAUGGGAUUUGCAGGCGUAACUGGACAGCCCACCUUAAAUGCAGAAUCCUAAGUUCUAUCUCACUUGUAAGCUUUAUUUCUGUGAUUUUACCCAGUGGAAGUGAGCCCAAAGAGUUCACCUAUGCCUAAAAAUGCUUUUGUUCCUGCUGGCCACUUUAAUUCCUUUAGAAACCAGUCUAAUUGGAAUUCUGGUAGACUUGAUUAUAAAUAAAUAAGUUUGUGGUCACUUUUUUUUCAAAUGCUCAAAAUUAUGCUAUGCACCCAUGGAUAAACAUAACACUCUUCAGGUUUUGGCAAGUUUAAGAGAAAGCUGGUUGCUCACAUUAGACUGGACAGUCCUUCCAUGUAUGGGAUCAAGGACUGUUAAUGCUGCGUUAAGUGUGAAUUACAUAAUUUCCUGUUGGGAAGGGAGGGUGCUCCUAGGACAGUUGUUCUAAGGGUUAGCUUGAGAAUUUUGUGUUGUGUAAAUAAUUAGUCAGAUUUUUUUUCCUGACUACUUGUUCUUAAAUCCUUAGGAUACGUCCUAGUAAAUUACACUUUGUGAAUUGUCAGAUGUGUAAUUGUUGCAUUUGGAUGUAUCAAACUGCAUUUUUUUUAAGUAUUUCCAUUUAAGGUAUCUGUUUGCAGGUCAGAAAAUAUGGAAAAUGUAAUUGUGUAAUGCUCUGAAAUGUACAAAAAUGUAAAUAAAAUUGACGAAAUCUAA
Molecule: messenger RNA, 3594 nt
Organism: Thamnophis elegans (Western terrestrial garter snake)
Lineage: Eukaryota; Metazoa; Chordata; Lepidosauria; Squamata; Natricidae
Gene: PWWP2A
Product: PWWP domain containing 2A
Exons: 2
Coding region: 137-2485 (782 amino acids)
Cellular component (GO): nucleus
Molecular function (GO): histone binding; chromatin binding
Source: RefSeq, a predicted model, not a curated record